Molecule: messenger RNA, 2286 nt
Organism: Bufo bufo (common toad)
Lineage: Eukaryota; Metazoa; Chordata; Amphibia; Anura; Bufonidae
Gene: IGDCC3
Product: immunoglobulin superfamily DCC subclass member 3
Exons: 14
Coding region: 7-2286 (759 amino acids)
Biological process (GO): cell-cell adhesion; axon guidance
Cellular component (GO): plasma membrane; axon
Molecular function (GO): protein binding
Source: RefSeq, a predicted model, not a curated record
GAUACUAUGGCUUGUGGAGGCUGCUUGUGGUGCUUUGGAUUGUCACUAGCACUGAUCCUAUCCAUCCUUGGUCCAGGUCACUCAGUGGAGUUGGCAUUUACAGCAGAACCCAGUGAUGAAGUGGCAAUGCCUGGACAGCCCUUUACUCUGCUGUGCUCUGCAGAUGGUGUCCAGCCAAUUACCAUUACAUGGAGGAAGAAUGGUGCUCCCCUGUGGAAUGAGGCAAACGUAAUUCCACUUCCCAAUGGCUCCCUCUAUAUUCCUUUCUUCCAUGCCAAGAAAGAGGAUGGGUCAUCUGACCAGGGUGAAUAUGACUGUGUGGCUCAAAAUCGGUUUGGGACUGUGGUGAGUCGCAAGGCAAGAGUGCAGGCAGCAGCCAUAUCAGACUUUCACAUCUUUCCCCGGGAUGCAACCCUAGAAGAGGGCGGUGUGGCCAGGUUCCAGUGUCAGAUCCAUGGUAUGCCGGAGCCAGACAUUGUAUGGGAGCGGAGUGGUAAAAUGAUUGAUACAGACAACCCCAGAUAUACCUUGCUUCCCACCGGGGUGCUCCAGAUAACGGCACUCCAGGCUGAGGAUGCAGGCAUGUUCCGCUGUGUGGCUUCCAAUUUGGCAGGUGUUAAAUACAGUCCAGAAGCUGUGCUAACAGUGACAGGCCCUAACUACACUGGAUACAAGGAUCCAAUGAUCUUAGUUGGACCAGAGAACCUCACCAAGACUGUUCACCAGACAGCGAUCCUUGAGUGCAUGGCUACUGGAAAUCCCCGACCUAUUGUGUCCUGGAGUCGACUUGAUGGCCGUCCUAUUGGUGUGGAAGGAAUUCAGGUUUUAGGGACAGGAAAUUUGAUGAUAUCAGACCUAACUGUGCAUCACUCCGGAGUCUAUGUAUGUGCUGCCAACAAACCAGGAACCAGGGUGCGGCGGACAGCACAGGGAAGGCUUGUUGUGCAGGCCCCUGCUGAAUUUGUCCAACAUCCUCAGUCCAUUUCCCGUCCAGUUGGCACUACAGCAAUUUUUACAUGCCUAGCCCAAGGGGAACCACCACCACAAAUCACAUGGCUGAAGAAUGGGCAGAAGUUGGAGCCCAGGGACCACAUUAAGUUAAAAAAUAAUAACAGCUCCUUGACCAUUUCCGGGAUCAGUCAGGAGGAUGAGGCGAUCUACCAGUGCAUAGCACAGAACAGUGCUGGUUCCAGCCAAGCUAGUGCCCGGCUUUCUGUAAUAUGGGCAGAAGGACUACCAGGUGCACCACAGGAUGUCACUGCCACUACUAUAUCAUCAACCUCCAUCCAGGUGUCGUGGAAAGAGCCGCUGGAAAACACACAAGAGAUAAUUGGAUAUGUGGUCCACAUCCGUAAAAGUGAAGACCCUGUCCAAAUGGAAUACCAAGAAGCUGUGAGCAAGGACACUUCUCAGCAAACAAUAACAGAUCUAGAACCAUCCACCAGUUACAUCUUCUACAUCAAAGCAUAUACCUCUAGAGGAGCAAGCAAAGCAUCUGCCAGCGUGGAGCAGAACACUUUUGGAGAAGUACCGGCCGUCCCCUCUCUCUAUAUUAAGGUCCUGAAUAGUACAGCCAUCCAGGCAGCCUGGGAGCCGUCGAUUAAACUGGGCCAAAAUGAAGGUUUUAAACUCUAUUACCGCAAGGUACCUCUACCACACUAUACCGGGCCCAUGCUGCUGCCUAGCAAUGUCACAACAUACAACAUCUCCCGGCUUGACCCCUUAGUAGUGUAUGAGGUGAAGCUGUUGGCCUUCAAUCAGCAUGGCGAUGGGAAUUCCACAGUUCGCUUUGUGUCACUGAAAGAAGCAUCUGCCCGUGCUGUGCUAAAUCCAUCCUGCAAUUGUGUAGGUGAUGAACAGAGGGCAAAGUCAUCUACCACAGGCAUCAUCAUUGGAAUACAUAUUGGCGUGACCUGCAUCAUUUUCUGUGUGCUGUUCCUUAUGUUUGGAUACCGUGGAAGACUGAUGAAGUGUAAGGCAGCACAGGACCAAAUAUCAGCUCCUCAAGCUGCUGGCGGCAUUAAUGGAAGAAUUUCUCAUCGAAAUGCUCAAAAUGGUGCUACACUAUUGGACAGUAAUGUUUCAGAACUGAAAGGGAAAGUUGCUGAACUCAGUGAGAUGGAGCAUCUCUUUCCUCACUCCCCACAUCACCGAUCAGAGUCUGCUCCUUCACAUUCUUUGGAUGUAACACUGGUAUCCGCCAUCAUUCCUGAUGACAUCAUUUUUGCUGAAGAGGACCCUCCUGGAUCUCAGGCAGUAAACCAUCCACCGGCAGCCAAGGACUGA